UAUUAUAUAUGUAUUCAUUCACAUUGCAUUAUUUGCCACAUGCUCUAAACCUUCAUUUCACUCAUUCCUCUCUCUUUCUUUUCUCUACCGAAAUUUAGAGUCCUUCAAGAAUGGAGUACCAUGGCAUUCUUUUGGGCAUGGGAAACCCACUUCUUGACAUGUCAGCUACUGUAGAUGAGAAGUUCUUAAAAAAAUAUGACAUCAAGUUGAACAAUAUCAAGCUUUGCCAAGUCGAGCAGUUGGCCAUGUAUGAGGAGUUGGCCAAGAACUACAACGUGGAAUACAUUCCUGGAGGAGCCACUCAAAAUUCUAUCAGGGUUGCCCAGUGGCUGCUUCCAUAUCCUGGAGCAACUAGUUAUAUCGGUUGUAUUGGAAAUGACAAGUUUGGUGAAGAGAUGAAGAAGAGUGCAAAACGUUCUGGUAUUGACGCUUAUUAUUAUGAGGAUAAAACGACACCAACUGGAACAUGCGCUGUGAUUUAUUUUGGCGGUGAAAGGUCCCUUAUUGCUAAUUUAUCAGCUGCAAAUUGUUUUAAAGCUGAGCACUUGAAGCAUCCAGAAAUCUGGGCACGAGUGGAAAAGGCCAAGUACUUCUAUGUUGCUGGAUUUUUCCUUACCGUGUCCCUCGAGUCUAUUAAAGUUCUUGCCAAGAAUGCAGCUGCAAAUAAUAAGAUCUUCACGAUGGACCUGUCUGCUCCAUUCAUCUGUGAGUUCUAUAAGGAUGAGCAGGAUCAAAUUAUACCGUAUAUUGACUACGUAUUUGGCAAUGAGGUAGAGGCUAGAACCUUUUCAAAGGUGCAUGGAUGGAAGACGGAUGAUGUUGAGGAGAUUGCCAUAAAGAUUAGCCAGUUACCUAAGGCCAAUGGAGCACGGAAGAGAAUAGUUGUUUUCAUUCAAGGUCCAGUUCUUCCUGUUUUAGUGGCUGAGGAUGGAAAGAUUAAAUUAUUCCCAUUUGUCCCACUGCCAAAACACAAGAUUGUGGAUACCAAUGGAGUAGCGGACGCAUUUAUUGGUGGAUUUUUGUCACAGCUGAUUCAAGAAAAAGACAUUGAGGAGUGUGUGAGAAUAGGUUGUGAUGCAGCACUUGCUAUGUUACAGAGGCCAGGAUGCUCUUGCCCCACUCAACCCCAUUUUAGUUAAUUUAGCCUCUCUCCCUUUCUUCUUGUUACGUUACAUCUCACCUGUGUAAUAAAACUUUGUGUUGUGUGACACCUGUGUCACAUGUCCAGGGAAGCAUUUCAUGGCCCUUCCAAAAUUUCAGUAUUUAGGUGGAUCUUCCUAUCUUUAUGUAUUUGUCCCUUGUGUAAGUUCCUGUUUAAGACUUCUUUUAGUGAAUUUCCAGGUUUGUCUCA
This is a messenger RNA of Cajanus cajan (pigeon pea), 1351 nucleotides long. RefSeq names its product adenosine kinase 1. Gene Ontology annotation, biological process: purine nucleobase metabolic process; purine ribonucleoside salvage. The record is from RefSeq and is a predicted model, not a curated record. Gene Ontology annotation, cellular component: cytosol; nucleus. Gene Ontology annotation, molecular function: adenosine kinase activity. NCBI's taxonomy places the organism in Eukaryota, Viridiplantae, Streptophyta, Magnoliopsida, Fabales, Fabaceae.